AUGAGUUGCUUCGUCAUCAAGACCACCGAUGAAGCACUGCGCAAGGUGUUCAUCAACGUCUGUGGCUGUGAGGCAGUCCCAGCACCAGGGAACUGGGUGGGAGGCAAAGCACCAGAGGCAGUUGUGAAGGCACUGGAAAACGUGGACACUGGCGUGGACGCAUCUGUGGAGGAAACUCUGAGAUUUCCCCUGAGUUGCAGUGGCCCCCGGGAAGAUGUGGACAAGAAAGGGGAGCCCUGUGCUGUAUUCGACUGCGUCUUCAACUCGGAUGUUGUAAAACAAGCGAAGUGCUUUCGCAGUUUGAAACGCUUCCUGAUCGAUCUAUGCCUGGAGUGGAUUGGGCAAAAACACAAACUGCACCUGGACAGCAAAUACAAACUACCAAGGAUGCGAUACAAGGGAGGGACAGUGGUUAGCCAAAGAAUCCGAGUUGACCAGAAGCCCCUUGUGGAAGAAGUUGGUGAGGUGGAUGAGUCUCCCAGCUUUCCGCUGGUGGCCAAGAAACGAUCCUCAACAAGUGAGCACCCUGAAACAAAAUCAGAGGACAUUUCCAGGUGCAAGUUCUCCUUUGGUGACAACGCCCCAAAUCGAGUCCCCCAGGCUGCAAGGUUGCAGGCUGAGGCAAAGGCUGUGCAGUGCAAGACGGACAAUGGGUCUUUACCGGCCCUUGCAUGGAGAGUGCACUUUGAGGGACAUCCUGUCAGGUGGAUUGUGGUGACUGUGGACGUUCCUGGAGAUUUAUCACUGGAAGGUUGCCAAGCAAAUGUGGAAGUGUCUACGUUCAACGUGUUUGUAGACAUUGCUGGGUACGCCCCGCUGACCGUGGACAUUCCGCUCGCUGUGUCCUGUGAAGAUUGCACUGCCCAAAUGCUGGAAGACACUCGCACUCUCACUGUCAGGCUGUCGCAUCGGAGUUUCAGCGAUGUCCUGGAGGAGAUGAGAGCUGUCAGGCCCCAUUCUUUUGGGUCUCUGGACCUGGUGAGCGAUACGUAUCUGGAGUUGGAGGCGUAG
Ostreobium quekettii is the source of this 1011-nucleotide messenger RNA. The record is from the annotation of a GenBank genome assembly. NCBI's taxonomy places the organism in Eukaryota, Viridiplantae, Chlorophyta, Ulvophyceae, Bryopsidales, Ostreobiaceae.